CUCCUUUCCCACAAUUCAUUCUCGACUUUGCACUCCCACCGCCUAAAUUCGACCAUAUCGAUCUCAACAAAAGACUUCCCGCUCUUCAAGCAAAGUACAAGCAUCCCAGGUCAAUUUCGCACCAUCAGAAUUAUCUUCGCGACAGAAACGACACCAUGCAACCCCUCGGCACCAGGAAGCGCAAGUCGGACCAGUUGGAGAUAACUAGCGACAAUCAGUUCGCGGUUGACAUGGCCAGCCAAAAAGUCCCCACCAAGGAGGGCAGCUCCCACCCCAAUGAAAGCCCAGCCAAAAGGCAGCGAGUAGGAAUCACACUUGCGCAGAAGCAAGCACUCAUCGAUAACCUGCACCUCGAGAUCACAGAGCGCGCCCGCAAGCUCCGAGCCAACUACAACAUUCACGCGCAAAGUCUUCGUACGCGGAUAGAAAUUCGCGUCAAUCGCAUUCCCCUGUCUCUGCGCAAGCUCACCAUGGGGGAGCUGUUGGAGAGGUACUCGAAAGAUCCGCAACAAAGACAUGCCGCGAACACAGGAAGCGCCCGUGGCCCCCCUGUUCCCGCGAAGGAUUCGCCCUCUCGGCCACCGACGAGAGGAGCGACGAUCUCGGCGCAUCCGGUUAAGAGGCGAAGCCAUGAGAUCUCCGGCGGAGACAAGGAGAACCAGGUCCAAACUCCCCAAAAGAAGAUGCGCGCCCACACUGGCGCCAACGUCGCCCGCAACCCCGCACAUGUCCUGUCGCCGACCACUUCAAACUCGAGAUUCACCCCCCGGGCGGCUGCAACGCCCGCUAGGUCAGGCAUAGCCCGCCCAGCCCCCACCCCAGGCAGAGCGGCGGCCGCAACCAACAUCCUCAACAAGAUGGUCGAAGGAACCAAGUCGACCAGCCGACCCCCGAUAACAACCACAGGCCGCAAAACCCUAACCUCCUCCACCACCGGACCAACCACAACAUCCACAGCACCAACCUCAUCCUCCUCAUCCGCAGCAGCAGCCGCCGCCGCCGCCGCCGCCGCCGCAAGGCGCAAGCGCGGCGCAACAGUCACAGCAUCCAGCAACCCGCCCUCCUCAGCCUCGAGGCCGGCCACGCGGACGGCUCGCCGGGCUAGCGGCGCCAGCGAGUCCAGCGAGGGCAGCACCUCGACGGUGAUCCGCAAGCGGCCCAUGACGGCGCCCCCCGGCGCCCAGCCGAAACCGCCUCCCACCCACCAGCAGCAGCAACAGCAGCAGCAGCAGGCGGGGAAGCGGACGACGGUUAUGGGGUCGGUUAAGAAGAGUGUUGGUGUUACGGGGGGUGGUGGGGCGGCGAGGAAGGGGCCUGCUUCUUCCGCUGGUGGUGGUGGUGGUGGUGGUGCGAAGGCGGCGGGUGGGACGGGGAGGGUGUUGCGGAAGAGGGCUUGA
Chaetomium fimeti is the source of this 1397-nucleotide messenger RNA. Its product is annotated as Borealin N terminal-domain-containing protein. The coding region runs from base 156 to 1397 and encodes 413 amino acids. The record is from RefSeq and is a predicted model, not a curated record. Lineage: Eukaryota; Fungi; Ascomycota; Sordariomycetes; Sordariales; Chaetomiaceae. Gene Ontology annotation, cellular component: chromosome passenger complex; spindle midzone; chromosome, centromeric region. The transcript has 3 exons. Gene Ontology annotation, biological process: mitotic sister chromatid segregation.